Spirodela intermedia is the source of this 1838-nucleotide messenger RNA. NCBI's taxonomy places the organism in Eukaryota, Viridiplantae, Streptophyta, Magnoliopsida, Alismatales, Araceae. The record is from the annotation of a GenBank genome assembly.
AUGGGGCGGCGGCGGAAAGGGGCGGCGACGGCGGGGAAGUGGCUGGGAUUCGUGACGGCGGUGUGGGUGCAGUGCAUCUCCGGGAACAACUAUACCUUCUCCAACUACUCGGACGCGCUCAAGUCGCUCAUGGGGCUUACGCAGGUGGAGCUCAACAAUCUCUCCGUGGCCAAGGACGUGGGCAAGGCCUUCGGAUUACUCGCGGGCCUCGCCUCCGAUCGCAUCCCCACCCACUUCAUCCUCCUCAUCGGCUCCAUCGAGGGCCUUCUCGGCUAUGGCGUCCAGUGGCUCGUCGUCCGGCAAUCCAUCACCCCUCUCCCCUAUUGGCAGGUAAACUCUCCCUCCUCCCUCUCUCUCUUUCGGGGCAUUUCUUCGAGCACCUGCAGGUCAUUGAUGAAUGAUCUCUGCGUUUUUUUCAUGGUGUAGAUGUGCGUCUUCCUCUGCAUGGGGGGGAACAGCACCACCUGGAUGAACACGGCGGUGCUGGUCACCUGCAUCCGCAACUUCAGGAAGAAUAGGGGACCGGUUUCAGGGAUUCUCAAGGGUUACGUGGGCCUGAGCACCGCCAUCUUCACCGAUCUCUGCACGGCGCUCUUCUCCAGCAGCCCCUCCUCCUUCCUGCUCAUGCUCUCCGUCGUCCCCGCCGUCAUCUGCGUCGCCGCCAUGGUCUUCCUCCGCGAGGAGCCGGGGGCCGCCACGGAGGAGGACGACGAGCAGGAGACCCUCUUCUUCUCCAUCUUCAAUGGCAUCGCGGUGGUCAUCGCCGUGUACCUGCUGGUCUUCGACCUCUCCGGGCGCCACGGCCGCCUCCUAUCCGGCGCCUUCGCGGCGGUGCUGGUCGUCCUCCUGGCGGUGCCGCUGGGAGUCCCAUUUUACAUCUGGACCAAACAAAUCAACCCCACUCCUCUUCGUGAAGAUGUGGAGGAGGAGGCGGCGACGGUGAACACGCCGCUGCUGAGCGGAGAGACGGUGGCCGCCGCCGGCGAGAAAGCGGCGAAGCCCGCCGUCGCCGGCCUCCGGCCGGUGAUCGGAGAGGAGCACACGAUCAUGGAGGCGGUGCAGUCGCCGGACUUUUGGCUGCUCUUCGUCUCCUUCCUAUGCGGCGUGGGCACGGGGCUGGCGGUGAUGAACAACAUGGGGCAGAUCGGGCUCGCCAUGGGCUACGCCGACGUCUCCAUCUUCGUCUCCAUGACUAGCAUCUGGGGCUUCUUCGGCCGCAUUGGCUCCGGCUCCAUCUCCGAAUUCUUCCUCCGGUAAAAACCCUCCUCCUCAUUCCUCCUCUACUGGCUGCGCCGCCGUCGUCCUCGUCGGUGCAAGAUGAAUAAAGCCGUCGCUGCUACUGCUGUUGUGGUUGCAGGAAGGCGGCGACGCCGAGGCCAGUGUGGAACGCGGCGUCGCAGGUGCUGAUGGCGGUGGGGUACGCCGUCAUGGCGGCGGCGCUGCCGGGUUCGCUGUUCGUGGGCUCGGUGGUGGUGGGGCUCUGCUACGGCGUCAGGUUGGCGGUGACGGUGCCGACGGCGUCGGAGUUGUUCGGGCUCAAGUACUACGGCCUCAUCUACAACAUCCUCAUCCUCAACCUCCCGCUGGGCUCCUUCCUCUUCUCCGGCCUGCUCGCCGGAAUCCUCUACGACGCAGAGGUCGCCAAGUCCGGCGGCGGCGCUGCCGGACACACGUGCGUGGGAGCGCACUGUUACCGCCUCGUGUUCAUCAUCAUGGGGGUCGCCUGCCUUCUCGGCUUCGCCCUCGACGUGCUGCUCGCCUUCCGCACCAGGAAGCUCUACGCCAAGAUCCACGCCGCCCGCAAGUCCAGGUCGCCGGCGGCGACCUCGAAGGGCUGA